CUCAGUAAAUUUUUUUUCUAAUUUUUCAUCCAUGGAAAAUAUGAGAAAUCCAGAAAAGUAUAAAAUUUUUUUUCAAUUACCCAGCAUUCCACCACCCAGGCGUAACAAAUUGACAUAUCCUGCCUUCCACGAUGCUCUGCAGCAGUCGCUCACUUAGACAGGAUUACGCCACGCUCGCCGGCACGCGCCUCCGCCUACGUCCCCUCAAGGCCUGGUUUCUGGACAGAUCGGAGUCUUUGGUGGUGGAACUGGCCCCUCUUAGCAGGGAUGACCUCCCACUUUGGCUUCAGAGCCAGCAAGUCAGCCCUACAAGCCCCUCAGCUGGGAUGGCCACACAGCAAUCCUCUGGGGCUGGUGUAUGUCCUGCUGUCCUCCAGGAGGGCAGCCCCAACAGGCCAGGCCAGACCUGGGCUCUUUCCCACACCACAUUGUCCAGUCUAGACUGGCCUUCUUCUUAUGGCCAUAGACUAUGGCCUUAUAUCCGGGGAGCCUAGCCAGAUCCCAGGGGAGGUGAAGUGGGUCCUGAUUCUCUAACCACCCCCAGGUCCCACAGCCCACGGGACAGUCCUGCAGAGAAAAGGGACCACCUGUCUCUCCAGCAUCCUGUCUCUGACCAGUGAGUGGGUCUUGCACACUGGAAGUAGCCAGACGGGAACCCAGUUCCGUAACAGGACAAGCACCGGCAGCCCCAGAGCAGGGGAGGGGACACACUGUUCCACUGUAUGACUCCCUCUGAGGCCUGCAGGCAGGGGCCUGCCACACUGGGACUCAAUGCCACAGACCCUUUGGAGUGACCGGAGAGUUCUGACAGGUGCACCGGCUGGGACCCCUCUUUGAGGUUCCUGAAUCCCUCGGCCUCCGCCACCUUGAAGACAGGAGUCUUCCCCUGGAGUGCACCACACAUGGAUUUCCCAUCUCUUAGGGUCUCAGCGAGGGCCGUGGUUGGUGCCCGAUGGUGGCCCCGCUGGCCUCCCCGUGCCCCCAGCCUGUCCCACCUGUUCUGAGCAGCUCUGUCCUCUUCGCCCACAGGCUGCGCAGCCCCUGGGUGCCCUCGUGCCUCGGGCAGCCCCGAGUCCUGCAGGGCCGCCUGACCAGGUCCUCACCCUCGCUCUGGGACAGUGCGCUGCAGGAGCAGAAGGGAGAGUUGCGCAAGCGGCUGUCCUACACCACGCACAAGCUGGAGAAGCUGGAGACGGAGUUCGACUCCACGCGCCACUACCUGGAGAUCGAGCUGCGGCGCGCGCAGGAGGAGCUAGAGAAGGUCACCGAGAAGCUGCGCAGGAUUCAGAGCAACUACCUGGCACUGCAGAGAAUCAACCAGGAGCUGGAGGGCAAGCUGUACCGCAUGGGCCAGCACUAUGAGGAAGAGAAGCGUGCACUGAGCCAUGAGAUUGUCGCCCUCAACAGUCACCUCCUGGAGGCCAAGGUGACCAUCGACAAGCUGUCAGAGGACAACGAGCUCUAUAGGAAGGACUGCAAUCUAGCGGCCCAGCUGCUGCAGUGCAGCCAGACCUACGGCAGGGCCCAUAAGGUGUCCGAGCUGCCCUCGGACUUCCAGGAGCGCGUGAGCCUGCACAUGGAGAAGCUCGGCUGCAGCCUGCCCUCCCAGCUCUGCCACCCGGCCUACGCCGACAGCGUCCCCACCUGCGUCAUCGCCAAGGUGCUGGAGAAGCCUGACCCCGCCAGCCUGUCCUCCCACCUGUCAGAUGCCUCGGCCCGUGACCUGGCCUUCCGCGAUGGAGUGGAGAAGCAGGCCCCGCGGCCCCCAUACAAAGGAGACAUCUACUGCAGCGACACAGCCCUCUACUGCCCGGAAGAACGGCGGCGUGACCGGCGACCCAGCGAGGACGCACCCGUGACAGAUGUGGGCUUCCUGCGGGCCCAGAACUCCACGGACAGUGCUGCAGAGGAGGAGGAGGAGGCCGAGGCAGCGGCCUUCCCCGCUGGUUUCCGGCGUGAGGCCUUCCCGGGCUACGCGGGCUCGCUGCCCACGUCCAGCUCCUACUCCAGCUUCAGUGCCACGUCGGAGGAGAAGGAGCACGCGCAGGCCAGCACGCUCACCGCCUCUCAGCAGGCCAUCUACCUGAACAGCCGAGACGAGCUCUUCAACCGCAAGCCGCCAGCUGCCACCUACGAGGGCAGCCCUCGCUUCGCCAAGGCUGCGGCCGCGGCGGCAGCCCCACUCGAGGCUGAGGUGGCCCCAGGAUUCAGACGGACAGUGUCUCCUUACCCAGCUGAGUCCUUCCGCUUCCCAGCCACCCCGGGCCCCCAGCAGGCCCUGAUGCCCCCAAACCUAUGGAGCCUGCGGGCCAAGCCGGGGUCCGCCCGGCUCCCUGGAGAAGACAUUCGGGGUCAGUGGCGGCCCCUGAGCGUAGAGGAUAUUGGUGCCUACUCCUAUCCAACCAGCACCGCGGGCCGGGCCUCGCCCUGCAGCUUCUCCGAACGCUACUACGGUGGCAGCGGGGGCAGCCCAGGCCAGAAGGCUGAGGGCCACGCCAGCCCCCUCUAUGCCACCUACAAGGCCGACAGCUUCUCAGAGGGCGACGACCUCUCCCAGGGUCACCUGGCAGAGCCCUGCUUCCUGCGGGCAGGUGGCGACCUGAGCCUCAGCCCCAGCCGAUCUGCUGACCCGCUCCCUGGCUAUGCGCCCAGCGAGGGAGACAGGGACAGGCUGGGGGUGCAGCUGUGUGGAGCUGGCAGCAGCCCUGAGCCUGAGCACGGCUCCAGAGACUCCUUGGAGCCUAGCUCCAUGGAGGCUUCGCCGGAAAUGCACCCUGCCGCCCGCCUCAGCCCCCAGCAGGCCUUCCCGAGGACUGGUGGCUCGGGGCUGAGCCGCAAGGACAGCCUCACGAAAGCCCAGCUCUACGGAACCUUGCUCAACUGACCGCUGCGUAAAGGCCGCGGCCGGGGCCUACGCCCCCUACUGCCCCACCCAUGUGGAAGCCAAGAGGGGCAGUCCCUCCCCAGACACCCACACUCCCCAGCCCCCACCAAGGAGGACUCUGUGCUCCCGACACCCCCUCUUCCACAACCCAGUAGAGUCUGAGACGGGGACCCUCGCUCCCCAUCCUGUCCGUCCACCCCAGCCUCGUUACUAUGGAACUCCCACUUGGAAUUUCCCACUUAGAACGUUGUCACGCACUGUCACCCCCACCCGAGGUGAGCAUUCCCCUUUUAUAAAGUGAAACUAUUUUUAUAGAGAAAAAGGGUCUUUCUAACGCGCUUGGCCCCAGCAGCCUGGCCGGGCAGCCUUGGCGUUCUCCACACAAAGCUCUUACUUCUCGGGCAAGGUGCGUGGGGCCUGCCCCUGAAAAGGGAAAGACCAAGCCCCACACGUGAGGAGACACCCAGCAAGCCGAUGACAAGGGGACCCCACCGCUCUGUCCAUGGGGAGGGGCAGUGAACCCAUUCGGGAUGUGAAAUGUUUUGACUCUUUCUCCCAGUGUGGCCAGCACAACACCCUGAGCUCUUCCGUGGCCCCUAGUCCCAAGUGGGGCCGGGACGACGUCCCAGUAUGGCCGGUGCUCCCUCCUCCCCACCCUGCUCCCAGCGCCACCUUACUCUACCUCAGAUGUAUGAGGCCCCCGACCCCUGCUCUGUGUGCCGUGAUGCAUGCCUGUCUGUCAGUGUUGUGUUUUGCAUUCAUCAAUAAAAGACACAAGUGGGAAGUA
Ictidomys tridecemlineatus (thirteen-lined ground squirrel) is the source of this 3671-nucleotide messenger RNA. The record is from RefSeq and is a predicted model, not a curated record. Lineage: Eukaryota; Metazoa; Chordata; Mammalia; Rodentia; Sciuridae.